This is a messenger RNA of Penicillium subrubescens, 1881 nucleotides long. Its product is annotated as putative dynactin Arp1 p62 subunit RO2. The record is from RefSeq and is a predicted model, not a curated record. Bases 1 to 1881 code for a protein of 626 amino acids. Lineage: Eukaryota; Fungi; Ascomycota; Eurotiomycetes; Eurotiales; Aspergillaceae. Gene Ontology annotation, cellular component: dynactin complex. The transcript has 2 exons.
AUGUCCCGCCCGUUUCCAUAUACCUAUAUCUCCUGUCCCUGUGCGGACACACCGGUCCUUGAUCCAGCCAGGAAGCGAAGGUCGAGGGAAUCGCCACAGAAGCCUCCCCCAGAGCGGGACACCGAAGCCAACGAAGGUCAGGACGAUGCGAAACAACCAGCCAACAAAGAUGAUGAAGAAGACGAAGAAGACGAAGAGCAGACGUUUGACCCGCGAUCACCACGGUCUAAUUUCUCUUUGUACCCUCCUGAACAACUUUUGUACUGCGAGGACUGCCACCAGAUCAAAUGUCCUCGAUGCAUAACGGAGGAGAUCGUGAGCUGGUACUGUCCCAAUUGCCUGUUUGAAACACCAAGCAGCAUGGUGCGUAGUGACGGGGGCCGUUGCGGGCGAAACUGCUUCAAUUGCCCCGUCUGUACAGCCCCGCUGGCUGUAAGUACCAUUGAAAAUGUCACUGGAAACGGUAAUGGUCAAGGUCCUUGGGUGCUCUCAUGUGGUUACUGCCUAUGGACGACACUUGAUAUUGGUAUCAAGUUCGACAAGCCCACCAAUAUCCGCAGCCAGUUGCAGAAGAUGACUGAUUCGACAACUGGACCUGCGUUUGACGCACGUUCGCGACAGGGAUCGCGCGCCUUUGGAGAUUUGAAGUCGCCUUUGUCUAACUUCGCAUCCGUUGACGAGCAAGCCAAUCCUAGCGAACGUGAUGCAGAGCAAUCUACUUCCAAGGAAGACCAGACACCUACGCCUCAUCUCGGCGCAGAAGCUCGUUUUGCUGCCUUGAAAAACUUCUAUCGCACACAGAUAUCAGAGACAUCGAAUUCACCCAGCGACUCUCUCGGCUCGGAGUUUGGAUUCUCCUCGCCUGGAGCACUGAACCGACUGAUGUCUCUGUACGCCUCUUCUUCACGACUGAGUGGACUGUAUGGCGGUACAAAGAAACCCAAAUCCAAGCCGCCGGUCAUGCGUGAAGCUCUCACUGCCACUGAGGGCCUUCGUAUUGCUUCGGGGGACGCCGAUUCGGCACUAGUCGAGCGCAUCGCUUCCCCAGAUUGCGGCUGGGACGGUGUCGCAUCACUCAUCCAGCGUACAGAGCAAUCGCCUGAUGUACGAUUCGUGGAUGAACUCCUCCCACUUCCAGUCCUCCUGCGCACCAAACGCGCCAAGCGCUGCAAGUCAUGCAAGCAUAUUCUAGUGAAACCCGAAACCAAGCCGCAGUCUACGCGCUUCCGUAUCCGCCUCAUCGCGUUGAGCUAUAUCCCCCUCCCGACUCUACGCCCUCUUGCUCAGCCUUCAGCAACCUCAGUCUCAGGCCUGGCUCCGACCCCAGAUCUGAAUGCACUUACCCCGCUUCGGCCCUACCAUGUCCUUCUAACUCUGAAAAACCACAUGUUUGACCCAGUUCGCAUCACACUUGCUACACCCUCCGUGACCCCAGGCAUUGUAGCAACCAAGGUUACCGUGCUGUGUCCACAGUUCGAAAUCGGUGCCAACAGCGACGUAUGGGAUGAAGCAUUGCAGAACGCGACCGCACCGCUCAGUGAUCGAAUCACAGGCAUGCGUGGCGGCGAGAAAGUUCCCGAGGCCGGAAAGGUCUGGGAAAAGGGCCGAAAUUGGACUACGGUUGUGUUGGAAGUGGUCCCAGGAACAUUGCCUGGUUCUCAGGCUGAAGAUGGCCAGGAAGGUGACAGUGAUAUCGCGGCGACAUUCCAGAAGGAUGAGGAUGUACUCGAGAUCCCUGUGUUUGUGCAUAUGGAAUGGGAUGCGGAGGCACAGCUUGAGCAGCAGAAUGUCGGGAAGGCGUCCAAGCCGGAUGAUCUAGUGGCUCGGGAAUUGGCUUACUGGAUGGUAUUGGGAGUUGGAAGGAUUCAAGCCUCUUUGUAG